Ostreococcus lucimarinus CCE9901 is the source of this 942-nucleotide messenger RNA. RefSeq names its product MC family transporter. Gene Ontology annotation, cellular component: mitochondrial inner membrane. NCBI's taxonomy places the organism in Eukaryota, Viridiplantae, Chlorophyta, Mamiellophyceae, Mamiellales, Bathycoccaceae. The transcript has a single exon. The coding region runs from base 1 to 942 and encodes 313 amino acids. Gene Ontology annotation, molecular function: S-adenosyl-L-methionine transmembrane transporter activity. The record is from RefSeq and is a predicted model, not a curated record.
AUGCCGCCUCCCUCCCGCGUCCCUGCCGACGCCGAUCGCGCGCGCGCGCGCCGCGAAACGCGCCGCGACGCUUCGUCGUCGGCGACCGACCGACCGCCGUCGUUCGCGCGUUCCCUCCGCGUCGGCAUCGCGAGCGGCGCGUGCGCCGGCAUCGCGUGCCAGCUCGUGCUGUUCCCGCUGAACACGCUCAAGACGCGCGCGCAGGCGGGCGGGCGAUUGACCGCGGACCGGCUGUACGGCGGCGUCGCGGCGGAGCUGCUCGGCGCGGCGCCGGGCACCGCGUUGUUCAUGUCGGCGUACGAGUGCGCGAAGAGCACGCUCGGGUUGGACCCGUCGAUCGCGGCGAUGCUCGGCGCGCUGGCGUCGAGCGCGGUGCUGGCGCCGAUGGAGCUGAUCGCGCGGCGAAUGCAAGUGUCGCGGUUGAGCCUGGCGACGGCGGCGAGGCUGUCGGCGAGACGAGGAGAGCUGUUCGCGGGAUUCGGAAGCUUUCUGGCGAGGGAACUGCCGUUCGACACGAUCCAGAUGAGCGCGUUCGAGGCGAUGAAACGAGCGACGCUGGCGAUCGAGGGCGCGGCGGCGGACGAGAGCGGGAAGAAGACGAAGAAGAAGAGAGCGCUGGGGAAGCGACAGACGGCGAUCAUCGGCGGCGUCGCGGGCGGUCUCACGGGAUUGGUGACGACGCCGUUUGACGUCUCGCGCACGGCGCACGUGUGCGCGUCUUCGAUGGGAAUCGAUCUCAAGACGCAUCCAAAGGGAUUGGCGGGGUUGAAACGACUGAAGGAGAGGUUCGGGAUGUCGUUUUUCUUUCGCGGCGCGGCGCCGCGCGCGCUGGAAAUCGGUUUGGGCGGGGUGAUUUACUUCACCGUCAUCGAAACCACGAGGAGGUACUUUGAGUCGUCGUCCAGAGAGACGAAAGACGCGAAGGUUUUGAAAACCGUGUAG